Molecule: messenger RNA, 468 nt
Organism: Phycomyces blakesleeanus NRRL 1555(-)
Lineage: Eukaryota; Fungi; Mucoromycota; Mucoromycetes; Mucorales; Phycomycetaceae
Exons: 1
Coding region: 1-468 (155 amino acids)
Source: RefSeq, a predicted model, not a curated record
AUGUCUCUCUCUAUUGUUCAAUUGCCACCUCUAAGUCGGGACCGACAUGCUAAGCACUGCACCUUACCUUCGCUUCGAUCGGUUUGUCCCGACGAGCGACCGUUGCCUGUACGCCACCAUCACAACCGGACAACUUCUUUGCCACUACGACAACAGGCUCUAUCACUCGAUAUUCUUGUGGACGCAAUCGAUCUUGAUCGACGUCUAGAGAAUAAGUACCGACAGCACUGUUCACACUCUCAUUUCCGCCAGGCUCUCCACUCACCUUACUCAGCCUCGCUUUUUCGGAAACGGAUCCACUCGGCACCCUCUCGCUUGUCCAACCCAGAGACCUGUUCCACCUCAAGUACUUGUGGAACUUCAACUCAUUGGCGAGUACCUUUGGCCGAAGGUGAACAGUCUGUCUGUCCAGAAGCAGCAGCUGCGGCAAUUGUUCAACAACACAUAGCUCGAUGCUUAAAACGAUGA